UUUAUUAGGGGAGUGCUUGAGGGUGUUCAUUAUCCAUAUCCUAUACUCAACACACACCUGUGCGUCUUCUCUGAAACUCUUUCUUUAGAAAUUCAGGCAACGUUCCUUCUAAAGGGAAAAUUAGGCUCAAAGUAGUGCAAAUUGAAAGAGUAUGUCCCUUUCCCAGAAGGCCCUGUCACUGUGUUGUAUCUUUCACAGUUCACCGAAACCAUCCUCAGCCACUCCAUGCUACACCACCAGUUACCCUACGCAAAAGACUUCAUUAAGAACAACCCAAAUCCAAAGACUCAACCCUCCAUUUCUCAGAAGUGAUAAACAGCGAUGGAAGGUGAAGCCUUUAUCAGCAUCUCUUUCGUUUCCACAGCCACUUGACCUCACAGAAGACAACGUGAGACAGGCUUUGGUCGAUGCUCGAGCUGAACUUGCUGCGAUCUUUGACACAUCUGUUGGCAUGACAGGUGUAGUUGAAUUGGUGGAAUUAGAUGGACCUUACGUAACGAUUAGUCUCAAGGGUAGGUUUUGGCACAAGCGUUCAACUGUCCUAGCCAGACUCGCCAAUUAUCUCAAACAGAGGAUUCCUGAGAUUUUAGAGGUUGAAAUAGAAAAUGAGAAACAAUUGGAUGAUAGUCCUGCCAAUUUCUAAGAGAGAGACAAUGAUGGGUAAAUCCUUCUCAACUUGAAAAGCUUGGAUAUGAGGAUGCUCACUAUUUUGCAUUCUUAUGUUAUUUUCCACUGAUUCUUCAAGCUUCUUUGGUACUAUAAAUGGUAGAGAACGUUCUGAAUCUGUAUUAUUUUUUUCAUUUCAAGCACACAUGUUGAUGUAUAAAUAAAUGUUGCAGAAUAUUUAAGAUCUUCAGAGUGUUUAUUAUCAUUGAAACAUCACUUGAGAGAUUUCUUGUAGCAACUUCAAUAUGAUAUUUGAUUGGACUAAAAUAAACACAGAUAGUUUAGUUA
Molecule: messenger RNA, 954 nt
Organism: Lathyrus oleraceus (garden pea)
Lineage: Eukaryota; Viridiplantae; Streptophyta; Magnoliopsida; Fabales; Fabaceae
Exons: 4
Coding region: 152-643 (163 amino acids)
Source: RefSeq, a predicted model, not a curated record